CUUUCUAGACCCCAGAGCCACAAUUUCCGUCUACUAUGUCGUUCGCUUUCCGUCCAUUACGGCGAUACCAAGACCCUUACUCCCGCCGUCAGGAAGUAUUUGGAGCAGUGCGUGGAUCUCUGCCAGCCGGAUAAGAUACACAUCUGCGAUGGCACUGUGGGCGAGAGCAAGAUGCUGCAAUGCCUCAUGCUGAAGCAGGGCACCAUUGUGCCCCUGCCCAAGUACCAUAACUGCUGGCUGGCGCGCACCAAUCCGGCGGAUGUGGCCCGUGUCGAGUCGCGGACGUUCAUUUGUACGGAACGGAAGGAGCAGGCGAUUCCCGUGACGGAGAAGGCCACACCCAGUGCCCUGGGAAACUGGAUAUCGGAGGGGGACCUGCGAAAGGCCAUUGAUGAGCGGUUCCCGGGAUGCAUGAAGGGACGUACCAUGUAUGUUAUUCCAUUCAGCAUGGGGCCUGUGGGUUCGCCGCUCUCCAAGGUAGGAAUCGAGGUCACCGACUCGCCGUAUGUGGUGGAGUCCAUGAAGGUUAUGACCCGGGCGGGUACACAGGUGCUGGAUCACCUUCAGACCGGCGACGGGCAGUUUGUCAAGUGCCUGCAUUCGGUGGGCACUCCCCAGUCCGGAGUCCACGCCCAACCAUCCUGGCCCUGCGAUCCCGAAAGGACCAUUGUCCUGCACAAGCCCUCCGAUAACGAGAUUGUGUCCUACGGAUCGGGUUACGGGGGCAACUCCCUGCUGGGCAAGAAGUGCUUCGCCCUGAGGAUCGGCAGCACCAUCGCCAAGCGGGAGGGCUGGCUGGCCGAGCACAUGGUCAUCCUGGGCAUCACCAAUCCCAAGGGCAAGAAGAUCUAUCUGACCGCCGCCUUCCCCUCGGCCUGCGGGAAGACCAACCUGGCCAUGAUGAAGCCCAGCCUACCCGGCUACAAGGUGGAGUGUGUGGGCGACGACAUUGCCUGGAUGAAGUUCGACUCGGAGGGAGUCCUUCGGGCCAUCAACCCGGAGUUUGGAUUCUUCGGAGUGGCACCUGGCACCUCAAAGGCCACCAACCCCGUUGCCAUGGACACGAUUUUCCGCAACACGAUCUUCACCAACGUGGCUUCCACCUCGGAUGGGGGCGUGUACUGGGAGGGCAUGGGGGAAGCGAAUGUGAGGGAUGUCACCGUAACAGACUGGCUCGGCAAGCUGUGGUCCAAGGAGUCGGGCCGAAAUGCCGCCCAUGCCAACUCCAGGUUUUGCACGCCCGCUUCCCAGUGUCCCAUAAUCGAUCCCGCCUGGGAGGAUCCGGCCGGAGUGCCCAUCUCGGGCAUGAUUUUCGGAGGACGUCGUCCAGCGGGUGUACCCCUGGUCUUCGAGGCCCGGGACUGGACCCACGGUGUCUUCAUCGGCGCCGCCAUGAGGAGCGAGGCCACUGCCGCCGCGGAGCACAAGGGCAAGGUCAUCAUGCACGACCCCUUCGCGAUGAGGCCGUUCUUUGGCUACAACUUUGGAGACUACCUGAGCCACUGGCUAAGCAUGGAGAAGCGGGGAAAGGUCCCCAAGAUCUUCCACGUCAACUGGUUCCGCAAGAGCGCGGAUGGCCAGUUCCUGUGGCCCGGCUUUGGUGAGAACUCGCGUGUCCUGGACUGGAUCUUCCGGCGGGUGGAGGGCGAGAAAUGCUACGAGGAGUCGGCCAUAGGACGUCUGCCUUCCAAGGACUCCCUCAAUCUGGCGGGUCUCGAUGAGAAAAUCGAUCUCGAGCAGCUGUUCUCGCUGCCUAAGGACUUCUGGAGGCAGGAGGCCGGUGAGAUCGAGAAGUACUUCAAGGAGCAGGUGGGCCAGCACCUGCCCCAAGAGGUGGCCGAGCAACUGGAGGUGCUGAAGGCGCGUGUGGCCGACAUGUGAUCUGUUCCAAUGUGUUCCAUAGGUUACUCCCUAAUCUUAGACCUAAUUGCGUAAAAUAAACCGAAAACGAAUGCGAGAUUUUUAUAGCUGAA
This is a messenger RNA of Drosophila bipectinata, 1973 nucleotides long. Its product is annotated as Phosphoenolpyruvate carboxykinase 2. Lineage: Eukaryota; Metazoa; Arthropoda; Insecta; Diptera; Drosophilidae. Gene Ontology annotation, cellular component: cytosol. The record is from RefSeq and is a predicted model, not a curated record. Gene Ontology annotation, molecular function: phosphoenolpyruvate carboxykinase (GTP) activity; GTP binding; manganese ion binding. Gene Ontology annotation, biological process: response to starvation; response to lipid; propionate catabolic process.